Molecule: messenger RNA, 1323 nt
Organism: Aphis gossypii (cotton aphid)
Lineage: Eukaryota; Metazoa; Arthropoda; Insecta; Hemiptera; Aphididae
Product: methylglutaconyl-CoA hydratase, mitochondrial-like
Exons: 1
Coding region: 136-1023 (295 amino acids)
Biological process (GO): fatty acid beta-oxidation
Cellular component (GO): mitochondrion
Molecular function (GO): enoyl-CoA hydratase activity
Source: RefSeq, a predicted model, not a curated record
AACUAAUAACUAAUAAGAAAUAAAAGUAUAUUGUGUAAAAUAGCUAAUUAGUUAUUAACUUACUAGAAAUAACAAAAUAUAUGUAUGUUUUAUGUAUAAGUUUUAAAUAAUAUACAACAAUUUAAGAAUUUUAAAAUGUUUAUUAUAAAUAGGUUGUCAAAAUUAAACAAAAAAAGUUUUAUGUUUAAAAAACUAUCUACAAAACCAACUCAAGAACAUACUCAAGAAUUAGUCAAAGUCGACAAACUAACAAAUGAUGAUAAAGGUAUUGCAAUCAUAAGUCUCAACAGACCAGGGUCAAAAAAUGCAAUUAAUAAGCAUAUGAUUGAUCAGUUACUUAAUACUUUUAGACAAUUUUACAAUGACAAUGAUACAAAAGCAGUCAUUUUUCGAAGUCUUGUAAAUGGAAUAUUUUGUGCAGGAGCAGAUUUAAAAGAACGUUUAAAAUUACCACCUUCUGAAGUUGGAAAGCGUGUAUCAGAAAUACGUAAUUUAGCUAAUGUUAUAGAAAAUGUACCUGUUCCUGUUAUUGCAGCUGUUGAUGGUGCUGCAUUAGGUGGCGGUUUUGAAUUGGCUUUAAGUUGUGAUUUUAUUGUAUGUGCUUCCAAUUCCAUUUUUGGAUUAGUAGAAACUAGACUUGGCAUAAUACCAGGAGCUGGUGGCACUCAACGUUUAGCACGUGCAGUUGGUGGCUCACUAGCCAAAGAAUUGGUUUAUACUGCUAGAUUAUUUAAUGCCCAACAGGCUUUACAAUAUGGUUCUGUAAAUAGAGUAAGUGAACAAAACAAUGAGGGCACAAGUGCUUAUAAGUGCGCUUUACAAAUUGCUAGAGAGAUUUUACCUAAUGGACCAUUAGCAGUAAAAAUGGCUAAAAAAGCGAUCAGUCAUGGACAACAAGUGGACAUAAAUAAUGGGUGUGCCAUUGAAGAAUUUUGUUAUAGUCAGAUAAUUCCAACAAAUGAUAGAAUAGAAGGACUCUUGGCAUUUGUGGAAAAACGAAAACCAAAUUAUACAGGGUCAUAAGCUAAAUCAAAUAUGAUAUUUGUAAUUUUUUAAUGUUGAAAACUGGAAUUUUUGAAAUUAUAUUUAUAUAAUAUAUUUUUUUUGUAUCAUUAUUUAUACUAUUUAUAAUUACUCAUACAUACAAAAAGACUAUUUUAAUAACAUAUCUAAGCAAAUCAAUUAAAUUAAGUCAGAAGUGUUAUUGUAAUUUAAUCGAUUAAAUAAGUCGUACUGCAGAAGUCACUUAAAAGUUGAUCAAAUGUUAUAAACUUAUGUGUUGUAAUAAAAUAAAUGGAAAAAUCAGAAUUUACGUACAGUUCA